Molecule: messenger RNA, 7809 nt
Organism: Cinclus cinclus
Lineage: Eukaryota; Metazoa; Chordata; Aves; Passeriformes; Cinclidae
Gene: TTC28
Product: tetratricopeptide repeat domain 28
Exons: 23
Coding region: 1-7419 (2472 amino acids)
Molecular function (GO): protein binding
Source: RefSeq, a predicted model, not a curated record
AUGGAGCAACAGGCGCCGCCGCCCCCGGCGGGGGCCGUGGCGGUGGGCCGGGCUCGGCGGGAGCAGGACGCGGAGCCUCCCCGGGUUUCUUUCUGUGGAUCAAAAUCCUUCAGAAGAAAAAGUCCUGACAAUCCAAUGUUGAGCAAAGCUGAGUUUGUGGAGAAGGUUCGCCAGAGCAACCAGGCUUGCCAUGACGGCGAUUUCCACACGGCAAUCGUGCUGUACAACGAGGCCUUGGGGGUGGACCCUCAGAACUGCAUUCUCUACAGCAACCGUUCUGCAGCCUACAUGAAAAUCCACCAGUAUGACAAGGCCUUGGAUGAUGCCAUCAAAGCACGACUCCUGAAUCCCAAGUGGCCAAAGGCAUACUUCCGUCAGGGCGUGGCCCUGCAGUACCUGGGACGCCAUGCGGAUGCGCUGGCAGCGUUUGCGUCGGGGCUGGCGCAGGAUCCCAAGAGCCUUCAGCUGCUGGUCGGCAUGGUCGAGGCCGCCAUGAAGUCUCCCAUGCGAGAGUCCUUGGAGCCCACCUACCAACAACUGCAGAAGAUGAAGCUGGACAAGAGCCCCUUUGUUGUGGUGUCUGUGAUUGGCCAGGAGCUCCUGACUGCAGGCCACCACGGGGCCUCUGUGGUGGUGCUAGAGGCUGCCCUGAAGAUUGGCACUUGCAGCCUGAAGCUGCGGGGAUCAGUGUUCUCUGCACUGAGCAGUGCGUACUGGUCCCUUGGGAACACGGAGAAAAGCACUGGAUACAUGCAGCAGGACUUGGACGUAGCCAAGAGUUUAGGUGACCAGACAGGAGAAUGCCGAGCUCAUGGAAAUCUGGGCUCUGCAUUCUUCUCCAAAGGAAAUUACCGGGAAGCCCUUACGAACCACAGACAUCAGCUGGUGCUUGCCAUGAAGCUCAAGGACAGAGAGGCAGCAUCCUCAGCACUGAGCAGUCUGGGCCACGUGUACACAGCCAUCGGGGACUACCCAAAUGCACUGGCUAGCCACAAGCAGUGUGUCCUGCUCGCCAAGCAGUCCAAAGAUGAGCUCUCUGAGGCACGGGAGCUGGGCAACAUGGGGGCAGUGUACAUUGCAAUGGGGGAUUUUGAAAAUGCAGUGCAGUGCCACGAACAACAUCUGAAGAUCGCCAAGGAGCUGGGGAACAAGCGGGAGGAAGCUCGAGCCUACAGCAACCUGGGCAGUGCUUACCACUACCGCAGGAACUUUGACAAAGCCAUGUCCUACCACAACUAUGUGUUGGAGUUGGCCCAGGAGCUGGCUGAGAAGGCCAUUGAGAUGCGAGCUUAUGCUGGCCUGGGCCAUGCAGCUAGAUGUAUGCAAGACCUGGAGAGGGCUAAGCAGUACCAUGAAGAACAGUUGCACAUUGCUGAGAGCCUGCAGGACCGAGCUGCUGAAGGCAGAGCCUCCUCCAAUCUAGGAAUCAUUCACCAGAUGAAAGGCGACUACGACACCGCGCUGCGGCUGCACAAGACACACCUGUCCAUAGCGCAGGAGCUGAGCGAUUACGCGGCCCAGGGCCGAGCCUAUGGCAACAUGGGCAACGCUUACAAUGCCCUGGGCAUGUACGACCAGGCUGUCAAGUACCAUCGGCAGGAGCUGCAGAUUUCCAUGGAAGUCAACGACCGUGCCUCUCAGGCAUCCACACACGGGAACUUGGCAGUUGCUUAUCAGGCACUGGGUGCCCAUGACCGUGCUCUGCAGCACUACCAAAAUCAUCUCAACAUUGCCCGGGAGCUGCGGGACAUCCAGAGUGAAGCACGAGCCCUCAGCAAUUUGGGCAACUUCCACUGCACGCGGGGAGAGUUCGUGCAGGCGGCCCCGUACUAUGAGCAGUACCUGCGCUUGUCCCCAGAGCUGCAGGACAUGGAAGGCGAGGGGAAGGUUUGCCACAACCUCGGCUAUGCCCAUUAUUGCCUCGGGAACUAUGAGGAAGCUGUUAAGUACUAUGAGCAGGAUCUUGCCUUAGCAAAGGAUCUUCAUGACAAGCUGAGCCAAGCCAAAGCCUACUGCAACCUGGGCUUGGCUUUCAAAGCCCUGAUGGACUUCAACAAAGCAGAGGAGUGUCAAAAGUACCUGUUGUCCCUGGCACAGUCUCUGAACAAUUCCCAGGCCAAAUUUCGAGCUCUGGGGAACUUGGGGGAUAUUUUUGUCUGUAAAAAAGAUGUACAUGGUGCAAUAAAAUUUUAUGAGCAGCAGUUGAGCUUAGCCCAUCACGUUAAAGACAGGAGACUGGAAGCCAAUGCCUAUGCAGCCCUGGGCUCUGCAUACAGGAUGGUACAGAAGUGUGACAAGGCUUUAGGUUACCACACGCAGGAGCUGGAGGUGUACCAGGAGCUGGGGGAUAUGUCGGGUGAAUGCAGAGCACAUGGUCACCUUGCUGCAGUGUACAUGUCGCUUGGGAAGUACACCAUGGCCUUCAAGUGCUACGAAGAGCAGCUGGAGCUGGGGCAGAAGUUGAAGGACCCCAGCAUUGAAGCCCAGGUCUAUGGUAACAUGGGCAUUACCAAGAUGAACAUGAAUGUCAUGGAGGAAGCGAUUGGCUACUUUGAGCAGCAGCUGGCCAUGCUGCAGCAGCUCAGUGGGAAUGAAUCUGUACUAGAUCGGGGCCGAGCAUAUGGAAACCUAGGAGACUGUUAUGAGGCUCUGGGAGAUUUUGAGGAAGCUAUAAAGUAUUAUGAACAGUACCUGUCUGUGGCUCAAAGCUUGAACCGUAUGCAAGAUCAGGCAAAGGCCUACCGAGGCUUGGGCAGUGGGCACAGGGCGAUGGGAAGUUUACAGCAGGCUCUGGUGUGCUUUGAGAAGAGGCUCGUAGUGGCACAUGAGCUGGGGGAGGCAUUUAACAAAGCCCAGGCUUACGGGGAGCUGGGAAGUCUGCACAGCCAGCUGGGCAACUACGAGCAAGCCAUCUCGUGCCUGGAGCGGCAGCUGAACAUCGCGCGGGAGAUGAAGGACCGAGCCCUGGAGAGCGAUGCUGCCUGUGGCCUGGGAGGGGUCUACCAGCAGAUGGGCGAGUACGAGACAGCCCUGCAGUACCACCAGCUGGACCUGCAGAUCGCCGAGGAGACCAACAACCCUGCGGGCCAGGGCCGGGCUUAUGGCAACCUGGGCCUGACCUACGAGUCCUUGGGCACCUACGAGAGGGCGGUGGUUUAUCAGGAGCAGCACCUCAGCAUCGCGGCGCAAAUGAACGACCUUGUAGCCAAAACUGUGUCUUACAGCAGCCUGGGAAGGACUCAUCAUGCUUUACAGAACUACUCUCAGGCUGUGAUGUACCUGCAGGAAGGACUGAGGCUGGCAGAGCAGCUGGGACGCAGAGAAGAUGAAGCAAAAAUCCGUCAUGGCCUCGGCCUCUCCCUCUGGGCGAGCGGGAACCUGGAGGAGUCCCAGCACCAGCUGUACCGGGCCUCUGCACUGUUUGAGACCAUCCGCCACGAGGUGCAGCUGAGCACGGAUUACAAGCUGUCACUCUUCGACCUGCAGACAUCCUCCUAUCAGGCCCUGCAGCGAGUUCUUGUCAGUCUGGGUCACCACGAUGAGGCACUGGCAGUAGCAGAGAGAGGACGAACGAGGGCUUUUGCUGACCUGCUCGUGGAACGUCAGACUGGGCAGCAGGACUCAGAUCCCUAUUCUCCUGUGACCCUUGACCAGGUCCUGGAGACUGUGAAUGGCCAGAGGGGACUUGUUCUCUAUUACUCACUGGCUGCAGGUUAUCUGUACAGCUGGCUGCUGGCUCCUGGGGCAGGAAUUCUGAAAUUCCAUGAGUAUUAUCUGGGUGACAGUCUGACAGAAAAUGCUGGGGACUUCCAUGAAGCCAACAGCGUGGCCCUGCAGACACUGACAAACUCAGCACUGGAGCAGCACAUCUCCAGCGUGCGGGAGGCUCUGGGAGUGGACUCCUACUACACCAGAGCCUGUGCUAGCAGUGAGACAGAGAGUGAAGCUGGGGACAUUAUGGACCAGCAGUUUGAGGAGAUGAAUAACAAGCUGAACUCAAUGACUGACCCAACUGGCUUCCUGAGGAUGGUCAGCAGGAACAACCUAUUGAACAGGAGCUGCCAGAGCAUGACCAGCCUGUUCAGCAGUACCAUGUCUUCUGUUAAGGAUGGAACAUCAUCACUUCCAAGGAGGCAGACUUCUUUCUCCAAACCCCCACUCCGUGCUCUCUACGACUUACUGAUAGGACCCAUGGAAGGAGGUUUGAUGCAUUCCAGUGGGCCUGUUGGGCGCCACCGUCAGCUGGUCCUGGUUCUGGAGGGAGAACUGUACCUCAUUCCUUUUGCUCUCCUGAAGGGCAGUUCCUCCAACGAGUACCUCUACGAGCGCUUCAGCCUCAUUGCAGUGCCAUCCAUCCAGUCACUGAAUCCCAGCUCCAAGUCCCAUGUGAGGAAGAAUACUCCUGCUUACUCCAGUUCUACCUCAAUGGCAGCUGUGAUAGGAAAUCCCAAGCUCCCUUCAGCAGUUAUGGACAGGUGGCUGUGGGGACCUAUGCCCUCUGCAGAAGAGGAAGCAUACAUGGUAUCUGAGUUACUUGGCUGCCAGCCCUUAGUCGGCAGCUCAUCGACAAAAGAGAGAGUCAUGAGUGCCCUCACUCAGGCAGAAUGUGUCCAUUUUGCAACCCAUGUCUCCUGGAAACUGGCUGCUUUGGUCCUGACACCCAACACUGACAGCAACCCAGCCAGCAGCAAGAGUUCUUUUGGGAACCCCUACACCAUCCCAGAGUCUCUUAGGAUGCAGGAUGAUGCCAGUGAUGUGGAGAGCAUCUCGGACUGCCCUCCUCUCCAGGAGUUCCUGCUUACAGCGGCUGAUGUGCUGGAUCUGCGUCUUCCUGUCAAGCUGGUGGUUCUUGGCUCUUACCAAGAGUCCAACAGCAAAGUCACUUCUGAUGGAGUCAUUGGCUUGACAAGAGCAUUCCUGGCUGCUGGGGCUCAGUGUGUCCUUGUCUCACUCUGGCCCAUUCCUGUGGCUGCUUCCAAAAUGUUUGUGCACGCCUUCUAUUCCUCUCUCUUAAACGGGAUGAAAGCCAGCGCAGCCCUCGGAGAAGCAAUGAAAACCGUGCAGAGCAGCAAGCAGUUCUCCCAUCCAGCCAACUGGGCAGGCUUCAUGCUUAUUGGGAGUGAUAUGAAGCUGAACAGCCCUUCUUCACUGGUAGGACAGGCCCUGACUGAGAUCCUGCAGCACCCUGAAAGGGCCCGGGAUGCUCUGCGUGUCCUCCUUCAUCUGGUGGAGAAAUCAUUGCAGAGAAUCCAGAACGGGCAGCACAACUCCAUGUACACCUCCCAGCAGAGUGUGGAGAAUAAAGUUGGUGGCAUUCCAGGCUGGCAGGCACUCCUCACAGCAGUGGGAUUUCGGUUGGACCCACCAGCCAGCGGCCUCCCAGCAGCAGUGUUCUUCCCAACCUCGGACCCUGGGGACCGGCUGCAGCAGUGCAGCACCACCAUCCAGUCCCUCCUAGGUUUGCCUAACCCUGCACUUCAGGCACUUUGUAAACUUAUCACAGCUUCAGAAACAGGAGAGCAGCUUAUCAGCAGGGCUGUUAAAAAUGUGGUGGGAAUGCUGCAUCAAGUCCUGGUUCAACUUCAGGCAGGCGAGAAGGAGCAAGAUUUCCCCUCUGCACCAAUCCAGGUCUCCAUCAGUGUCCAGCUCUGGAGGCUGCCUGGCUGUCAUGAGUUUCUGGCAGCUCUAGGUUUUGACCUUUGUGAAGUUGGCCAAGAGGAGGUCAUUCUGAAAACUGGGAAACAAGCUACCAGGAGGACCAUGCACUUUGCUCUACAAUCCUUGCUGGCACUUUUUGAUUCUACAGAGCUGCCCAAGCGCCUUAGCCUGGACAGUUCCUCAUCACUGGAGUCACUGGCUUCUGCUCAGUCUGUUUCCAACCCUGUGCCCCAGUAUCAAAACCCUCCAUUCUCUCCUACCUGUCCAGACAGCAUUGCUUCAGAUGCCAUUUCUGUGUACAGCCUGAGCUCCAUUGCUUCUUCCAUGAGCUUUGUUUCCAAGCCAGAGAACAUGCUGGAUGGCACGGGACAUAGAGGACGCCAGGAUUAUGAGAGGCCCAAGAAUAUCUAUCCACACAGGUCUGCAGCUCAGAGCCAGCUGUCACCACAAGCCACUGCAACCAGCAAAGAUGAGGAAGAGUAUGAAGGUUUCUCUAUAAUCAGCAAUGAGCCUUUGGCCAGUUACCAAGAAAGCAUAAAACCAAGGUUUUCCCCUGAUCACAAACAGCCCAAAACUAGUCAGAAUGGAGGCAUUAAAGUAUCCAUCAACUCCAAAGGGAGCAUAAGUACUCCAAAUUCUCCUGUUAAAAUGACUCUCAUCCCCAGCCCAAAUUCACCUUUCCAAAAAGUUGGGAAACUUGCAAGUUCUGAUACUGGAGAAUCUGACCAGUCUAGCACUGAGACUGACAGCACUGUCAAAUCCCAGGACGACAGUAAUCCAAAGCUUGAUCCGCAAGAGUUGGCCCAAAAAAUUCUGGAGGAAACUCAGAGUCACCUCAUUGCUGUUGAACGUCUUCAGAGAAGCAGCAGCCAGAUAAGCAAGAGCAACAGCUCGGAGGAUGGGGCUGCCAGCCCGGCCGGCGUGUCCGCGUUCCGCUCCUCCGAGACCAGCGCCUUCAGCCGCCCGCUCAGCUGCAGCCAGAGGAACCAGUCCUCACCUCUUGCAAUUAAACCAAAGCCUCCAACGAGGAGUUCGUCCCUUCAGAAGGUGAGCUCUGGCUAUAACAGCCCCACGACGUCAGAGAUGUCAAACAGAGAAGGCACGGGGCAGUACAGUGGGCAGCCAUCUCCAGGUUGUGAUUCACAUGGGUCCCUUACUGAGCAGCCUCCUUUUAAACUCAAGUACCCCAGCUCUCCUUAUAGUGCUCACAUUUCUAAAUCACCCAGAAAUAUCUCUCCGAGCUCAGGGCAUCAGUCUCCCGGUGGCAGCACUCCAUCUCCUGCUCUUUCUUAUUCCUCAGCUGGUUCUGCUCGCUCAAGCCCAGCUGAUGCCCCAGACAUAGACAAAUUAAAAUUGGCUGCCAUCGAUGAAAAAGUGCAAGCAAUUCACAACUUAAAGAUGUUCUGGCAAAGCACUCCCCACCACUCCACUGGCCCAAUAAAGAUUCUCCGAGGAGCUCCUGGAACAAUGACUUCUAAGAAAGAUGUCCUCAGCUUGCUCAAUUUAUCACCACGACACAGCAAAGAAGAAAGUGCAGAGAAGUUGGAACUGAAGGACCUGUCUGUUGGGCAACACCUUGCUGCUUCACCACAGAAGAUCCCUCCAAAUGGACACAGACACCCUGAAACCACAAAUGCCAUGACAUCAGCUCAUUCCUCACCUGGCAACACUCUGGGAGCUGUGCGUCCCCUGAGGCUUCCAGCUGGGAAUGGGUAUAAAUUUUUGUCACCAGGAAGAUUUUUCCCUUCCUCCAAAUGUUGAAAUGUCCCAAGUAUCAGCUGAUGACUUACAGUCUUGUUGAAGUAUUUGCUUCUGCCCACUUGCCUUUACCAAAACAGAACCAGUAGCUAAGCAGCCGUGGUCAUGCCCUCAGCUGGCAGUGCCCAGAGAUGGGACAGGCUGGCCUGCUGUCACUGUGGGGGCACACGGCCUCACACACAUGGGUUUUCAUUUCCCUUAUCAGGACCUUGGCCAGACUCACCUGAUAAGAGGUUCUUUGUAGUAUUCAGUAUUUGCAGCAGCAGGUGCAAAGCAUCUGGUUGUCUGUUCAUUAAAUACUGGCUUUUAAGCCACCUCCUCAUAUUUCUUAACCAGAAGUUUUACAGCUGGCUUUUUGUACAGAUAUUACACAUAUCAGGGGUUGGAGAGGAA